Messenger RNA from Hevea brasiliensis (rubber tree), 781 nucleotides. RefSeq lists its product as uncharacterized. NCBI's taxonomy places the organism in Eukaryota, Viridiplantae, Streptophyta, Magnoliopsida, Malpighiales, Euphorbiaceae. The record is from RefSeq and is a predicted model, not a curated record. The transcript has 2 exons. Bases 34 to 642 code for a protein of 202 amino acids.
UUCAGGAAGAAGAAGAAGAAGAAGAAGAAGAAGAUGGAUGCCGCAGCAAUUUCUGGCAGCAGCAACAGGAGGAUUCCAUUUCCCAAAUUUUCUCCUAAUAGAAUGAAAUCUGCUGCAAUAACGGAAAAUUGUUCCACUUUUUCACCUCUUCUCAUAAAGUCAAUGGCUACCCAGAAACCAUUACCAUCAGCUGCCAAAACUGUUAGCUCCAGAAAGAACUCAACUGUGUUUCCCCUUGAUGAGCAAGGCCCAAGGAAUAGCCCCGUGGUAGCCUCUCCUCCAGUUAAGCUACUCACUAGGGUGGAGCAACUAAAGCUACUGAGCAAAGCUGAGAAAGCUGGGUUGCUAUCUGCAGCAGAGAAGUUUGGUCUUUCUUUAUCAACAAUAGAGAAACUGGGUCUCCUCUCUAAAGCAGAGGAAUUGGGUGUCCUCUCUGCAGCAACUGACCCUGGGACUCCAGGGGCUUUGUUAAGCCUUAGCUUGGGAUUGCUGCUUUUAGGUCCCUCUUGUGUUUAUCUUGUGCCUGAGGAUUACCCCUGGGAAGUUGCAUUGCAGGUUGUGGUUACUUUGCUUUCUGUGGUUGGGGGUUCUGCUUCCUUUGCUGCCUCAAAUUUUGUAUCCAACUUGCAGAAAUCAAACUAAAUUGGACAAGCCUUAUUUCUUUGUGUUUAAUGUUUAAUGUGAGUUUGCUGCUUUUUGAUCCUUUUGUUCUACAUUGUCUAAUAUCAACCUUUGCAAGGUUUUGCCCCCUUUAUAAAAUUGUACCGAGAAUUCAAUGACA